GGGGAAGUUUGAGAGUCAAUGCUGUUCCUGAUCAGUGUUUAGCUCCAAGUUGCUGGUUGUUUCUCCUGGCCUCCCGCUUGCCUGAUGGCUUUUAGCGAGUUACUCGGAAGGAGUCCUGCUUCCUUUGGGCCUUUUUAUUAUUUAGCGUGAGGAGACGGCAAGGGAGGGCAGUUCGGGAGAACUGCGGACGGCGUGCAUUUCCAUUAGGGUCUGUGGCUUGUGAGCAUGGGUACAGAUCAGUUUUCACGAGUACUGCCUGUCAUUGCAAGUUGUUCAGUGGUGUUAGCCGUGCCCUGCAAGGCCAGUCCGAUUCUGGCUGGAUCUGGUCAUGGCAAGGAAGUUUCAUUUGGCUCAAGAGUGAGGCAGAUUUUCAAACUAAUCUAAUUUGAACUCACGUCUAUGAUCUAGACUGGUAAAUAGGUCAUUCAAAUUAAUGUCCAAGGCACAAUGGGAAGUAGAAAAGUGGGUAAAACAGACCCUCACAGACUAAAAGAAAUGUACGUCAGAAAGACAUAGCCCAUUAAGGUAAUAUGAGACGUAGAUUUAACCCACUGACAAAGCCCUUUUAUGAGAUCAAAAACAGCCUUGUGGGACAGGUGGUAUUUGAAUUGGGCCUUGAACCUCACCUAGAUUGUGGAAAGCAGGUGGGAGGAGGAUAGCACUUAAAUAGGAAUAGCAUGGGAAAACGUAAAGGGAUGGAAAGUGCGGGUAUAAUGUAGAGGAGUGGGAAAAGUAGCUUAGAGACAAAUUAUUUUAAAAAAUGUCAGGUUAAGGAAUUUGAUCUAUGUCUGGUAGGCGUUUUGUUUUUUAAGUAGGGCUGGUUCCUCCACCUAAGCUGUUAUUGUAUCCUUUCUUUCUCCUCGGGUAUUUUUUCCUGGCAAUUAGUUCCUGUUCUUGUUGUUUUGAAUUGCUGUCUCUACUGAUUACUUCCCUAAAUUCAGUGAGCAUGCUCAUAUUACUUCCAUUUUUAAACACACGCAAAAACUCGAGCCUCUGUGCGCCGCUACACUACUACUCUCCUUCCCUCCGUAACCAGGCUCCUCAAACCGGGAGCAUACACCUACUUCCCUAAAUCCGCGUUGACUUCUCAAUCUGCUGUAGCCAGAUACCUGUCACCACUGCUCAAAAAAAAAGCAUGAGCAAGGGUCACCAGUAAUCUUGCCAAAUCUAAAUGAGCACUUCGAAGUCCUCUUGACCUGUUUUUAACUUUUAAUCAUAUUAACCACUCCUCGAAACUCUCACCUCCCUUGGCUUUAUGGACACAUUCUCUCACUAGUUCUCUCCCUUUUCUCUAAUUUCUUCCUCAGUUUUUUGCUGCCCUGCUUUUCCUGUGUCUUCUUCCUAGUUUUCUUAAAUAGGAAAGAACUUAUUUAUUGCUUUUGUUUUAUAUAUUGAGGACCAAAGUAAGACUUGCUUAAUUUAAAAGAAAAAAAAAGUGAUGCAGUUAUUACAGUAGUCUCCUAUGAUUCUUCCAGCCUGAUUUCUUCCUCCUUCAUUCCAUUUUCCAGAUUCUGGGAAAUUGUUUUUCUAAAAAUGCAAAUGUUGUCAUGCUGGUUCCCUGCAGGCAGGAUUUUGAUCUCUUGGGCUCUUAAUGCCAAGCUCCGCUGUGAAGCCUUUCGUCUUCCACCUGUCUUCCACCUGAAUUCCGUUCCCUCUGUAUUUCUAUUAUUGUACAUGUGUGCUGAAUUAAACAAACACAUAUCUAUGUAUGAAUGGGAAGGAAUCAUUUUUGUCUUCCUGGCAUGUAGGGAGUUGUAAGAAAAGCAGGAGAGAAUAGAGACAGGAAAAGGAGUUAGAAUACCAUGGUGUUAGUCCUAGCAACAAGGUAGUAUCCAUCUGAAGUAACGGCUCAGCAAAAAGAUUUCCAACUGAUACCAUACAGCGCUCAAAAUGGAUCAGGGCUGUUAAUCGUGUGGACCCCAGAAGCAAAAAGAUUUGGAUCCCAGGACCAGGUGCUAUACUAUGUUCCAAACAUUUUCAAGAAAGUGACUUUGAGUCAUAUGGCAUAAGAAGAAAGCUGAAAAAAGGAGCUGUGCCUUCUGUUUCUCUAUACAAGGUUCUUCAAGGGGUACACCUUAAAGGUAAAGCAAGACAGAAAAUCCUAAAACAGCCACUUCCUGAUAAUUCUCAAGAGGUUGCUACUGAGGACCACAACUACAGUUUAAAGAGGCCUUUGACAGUGGGUGCAGAGAAACUGGCUGAGGUGCAACAGAUGCUACAGAUGUCCAAAAAAAGACUUGUUUCUGUAAAAAACUACAGGAUGAUCAAGAAGAGAAAGGGCUUACGAUUAAUUGAUGCCCUUGUAGAAGAGAAACUACUUUCUGAAGAAACAGAAUGUCUGCUACGAGCACAGUUUUCAGAUUUUAAGUGGGAGUUGUAUAACUGGAGAGAAACAGCUGAGUACUCCACAGAAAUGAAACAAUUUGCGUGUACACUCUACUUGUGCAGUAGCAAAGUCUAUGAUUAUGUAAGGAAGAUUCUUAAGCUCCCUCAUUCUUCCAUCCUCAGAACAUGGUUAUCCAAAUGCAAACCCAGUCCAGGUUUCAACAGCAACGUUUUUUCUUUUCUUCAACAAAGAGUAGAGAAUGGAGACCAGCUCUAUCAAUAUUGUUCACUGAUAAUAAAAGGUAUAUCUCUCAAACAACAACUUCAGUGGGACCCCAGCAGUCACCAUUUGCAAGGGUUUAUGGACUUUGGUCUCGGCAAACUUGAUGCUGAUGAAACGCCACUCGCCUCAGAAACCAUUUUGUUAAUGGCAGUGGGUAUUUCUGGUCAUUGGAGAACACCUCUUGGUUAUUUUUUUGUAAACAAGGCCUCUGGAUAUUUGCAAGCUCAGCUGCUUCGUCUGACUAUUGGCAAACUGAGUGACAUAGGGAUCACAGUUCUGGCUGUUACGUCUGAUGUUACAGCCCAUAGUGUUCAGAUGGCAAAAGCAUUGGGGAUACUUAUUGAUGGAGACAAUAUGAAGUGUACGUUUCAGCAUCCUUCAUCUUCUAGUCAACAGAUUGCAUACUUCUUUGAUUCUUGCCACUUGCUCAGAUUAAUAAGAAAUGCCUUUCAGAAUUUUCAAAGCAUUCAGUUUAUUAAUGGCACGGCACAUUGGCAGCACCUUGUGGAGUUAGUAGCACUAGAAGAACAGGAAUUAUCAAAUAUGGAAAGAAUCCCAGGAAAACUUGCAAAUUUGAAAAACCAUGUACUGAAAAUGAAUUGUGCCGCCCAACUCUUCAGUGAGAGCGUGGCCAGUGCGUUAGAAUGCCUGCUGUCGUUAGGCCUGCCUCGUUUUCAAAACUGUAUUGGUACCAUCCAUUUUGUACGCUUAGUUAACAAUCUGUUUGACAUUUUUAAUAGUAGGAACUGUUAUGGAAAGGGACUUAAAGGUCCUCUUUGGCCCGAAACUUAUAGUAAAAUUAAUCACGUGUUAAUUGAAGCCAAGACUAUUUUUGUUACAUUAUCUGACACUAGCAAUAAUCAAAUAAUUAAAGGUAAGCGGAAACUAGGAUUCCUGGGAUUUUUGCUUAAUGCUGAGAGCUUACAAUGGCUCUACCAAAAUUAUGUUUUCCCAAAGGUCAUGCCUUUUCCAUAUCUUCUGACUUACAAAUUCAGUCAAGAUCACUUGGAGUUAUUUCUAAAGAUGCUCAGAAAGCUAUUAGUGACCAGUUCUCACCCUACCUGCAUGGCAUUCCAGAAAGCUUACCAUAAUUUGGAAACCAGAUACAGACCGCAAGAUGAAGUUUUUCUAAGAGAAGUAAGCAUCCUUGACAUUUCACUUGCUCAAAGGACAGACUUGGCCCUUUGGACCAUUCAGCAUCAGUAUGGUGUCAGCGUUACAAAGACUCCUUUUCACAAAGAGGAUAUUUGCCAAGACUGGUCUGAUUGUUCGCUAAGUGAGGCACUCGUAGACCUGUCAGAGCAUAGGCGAAAUCUCACCUGUUGUGCUGGUUAUGUUGCAAAUAAGUUAUCGGCUCUUUUAACGUGCGAGGACUGCAUCAGUGCCCUGUAUGCGUCGGAUCUCCGAGCUUCUAAAAUUGGGUCACUCUUGUGUAUUAAAAAGAAGAAUGGUUUGCAUUUCCCUUCAGAAAGUCUAUGUCGAGUCAUAAAUAUUUGUGAGCGAGUUGUAAGAACCCACUCAAGAAUGUCAGUUUGUGAAUUACUUCCUAAACAGAAGGAAUUGUAUCUUCAACAGAAAAUAUUCUGUGAGCUUUCUGGGCAUAUUUAUCUUUUUGUAGAUUUAGAUGAGCAUCUCUUUGAUGGAGAAGUGUGUGCCAUCAAUCACUUUAUCAAGUUACUAAAGGAUAUAAUAGUCUGUUUCUUAAAGAUCAGAGCUAAAGAUGUAGCUCAGUAUCCUUUGAAACACCAUUCAGAAAGAACUGAAAUGAAAACUUUUUUAAGAAAACACUGGUCAUCUUUACAGGAUUACAGAAUUUCACGUUUUGCUAAUACCAGUAAAUUCAGGCAUUUGCUAAGUAAUGACGGCUAUCCAUUCAAAUGAGGGACCUAAAAUAUAUUAAAAUUUUUAUUUUAUUAAUAAUUGGUCAACAUUUAUUUUAAAGUUCAACUUACCAUAUUUUAUAAAUUGACUAUUCUGCACAGUGGACAAGUUUGCAGUUCUGACUUACAAGAAUUUUUAAUAAUGCAUUUUAUAAAAUCUGCUCAUACUCUGGUGUGCCCUGCAGCAUUUCAGAGUUACCCAAAAUGGAGAAAGCAGUAAGUCAGUAGGAGCAGACUAGCCAACAGGUGCUGCCUUUGAAUUUAGUACUGUAAGACUGAGUAAUGUGACCCGACAUAACUUUUAAUUGUUCAGUCUGCUUUAAAAACGAGAGAAUAAUGACAACUAAGAGUCACCAAAACCUUGACUCCUUUUAUAAACAGACUACAUUCCCUAAAAGAGCUUUGGUUUACAGCUCAUAAGAAUGUUGACAGGGCCUGCCCGGUGGCGCAGCAGUUGAGUUCACACACUCCACUUGAGUGGCAAAGGUUUUACUGGUUCAGAUCCCAGGCACGGACCUACUUACUGCUUGUCGAGCCGUGCUGUGGGAGGCGUCCCACAUAUAAAAUAGAGGAGGAUGGGCAUGGAUGUUAGCUCGGGGCCAGUCUUCCUCAGCAAAAAGAAAAAAGAGGAAGAUUGGCAGCAGAUGUUAUCUCAGAGCUAAUCUUCCUUAAAAAAAAAAAGAAUGUUGACAGAACACCUAAAAAACCUUGAAUAUAGUUUUUGCUUACAUAUGAAAAUUAAGAUGGGUUUGAAAAUUAGGUUAAAAUAAAAGAUCACAUACCACAAAAAUCCCUUUACCCAGGUACCCUAAAAUACUAAUACUUAGGCUUUAGCAGGCAGAAGGUAAACACAUGAGCCAUGAGAUGGUUCCUUGUGCUGCAACCAAGCUGGGGAAUGUAAUCUGGCAAGUAUGUCGGUGGUAUCAUUUUCACAAUCCAUUGUCCCUGGACUUCAAAAUAUUACUUUUGAAUAAUAGAGUGGAUGUUUACUUGAUUCUUAUUGGAAGAGCCCAAUGCUCAUCAGAGAAUGAGAAGCCUUUAUUUCAACUUCUGAAGUCUACUUGUGUUUAAGGCUAAAAUAAUGAAACAUUUUCAGUGUUGAAUGAAAAUGGAAUUUCAUAGCACAUAAUAAAUUGGAAAAAGAUGGUCGAUUGAGACAACGGGUAUGAAAGUGUUUGUCUUAAUUAUGAAUUGUUUCAGGAAUUUAGGAGAAGCUUAAAUAUCCUGAAGAUGGAAACAUACUAAGGACAGUUUUCCCCAUUCUCUCACACCAAGAUUUGAAAAGAUAAACAGAAAAACAUAUAGGUAUAUGUAUUUUCACAAAUAGGAGUAUAUUACUGGAUAAAGAAGCAACAGGUACAUUAUCACCUGUGUAUGUGCAACAUCUCUUUUUGUCAUUGAGUGAGUGUUCACAAAAUACAGUUAAUCUUAAUGUGAAAACUUAAAAUUGCAAGAGUUUAAUGACUAGGUAAAAGUUGAGGUUGAUUAAUUGAAAUUGCCCUAAAUAGUAUAUUUUGAUGUAUUUGUUUGUUCUACCUCAAACAAAGGCUUAAGUUUUGAAAUGUAACCAGAAUUGUACUACAGUUUAUACAAGAGCUUUUGCUGAGAAAUCUGAAUAUUGUGGGUUUAGUUUUGUUUGCAAUAGAAUGAGUUUAGAUGCACCAAGAUAAAUCUUAUUUAAAGGAAGCCUCUUUGUGAAUCACCACCUUUAACUUUUGCUUAUAUAAAUCCAAGUUUUGUGCCUGAUUUUAUUUAGAACUGGGUUCCUAUCUGUAGUAUCUUACGCUCUUUACUGUUACAUUUGACUAAUGUACUAAUAUAUUCUGUAUGGUAAGAAA
This is a messenger RNA of Equus caballus (horse), 6326 nucleotides long. NCBI's taxonomy places the organism in Eukaryota, Metazoa, Chordata, Mammalia, Perissodactyla, Equidae. The record is from RefSeq and is a predicted model, not a curated record.